Molecule: messenger RNA, 1519 nt
Organism: Anopheles funestus (African malaria mosquito)
Lineage: Eukaryota; Metazoa; Arthropoda; Insecta; Diptera; Culicidae
Product: interaptin-like
Exons: 4
Coding region: 131-1429 (432 amino acids)
Source: RefSeq, a predicted model, not a curated record
GGUUGUCUUGCUCACAUUAGCGAACAAUUUUCCCGGCCGGCAGGUUUUUGGGUGCGGUGCAGUAGGGUUUUCGAAAAAACAAGGAUUUUAGCGUAAAUUACUAUCACAGCACAAUAUUUCCCCAAAGAAGAUGGCAGACAGCAGUCCGGAAAGUACAGGCGAGAACAUGGAAGGUGAAUAUUCUUCACCCGAAGAACAAACCACGCAAAUUGUAAAUCAAAAGAUUAUGGGUCAAAUACAACCGCUGAUCGAACAGAACAAGUAUGCUGCAUUGCUUCAAGUCAUCGAUCUAAGCAUUCAGCACAUUAACCAGAGAAAGGAAAUAAACAAUCUUCAGCAGUAUAUUAAGCAAGUGCUGGAGGACAGAGUGCAGAUUAAAAGUGAUCUAAUCGUACAGCACAACUUUAAGACAAAUGUGCAAAGCAUUGAAGACGUAAAACAUGCCACUUCCAUACGGCUGCGCGAAAAAUUGGAAGCCAUCAAUGCACACAUGAAGUCGAACGACGCGAUGCGCUUGCACCUGAAGGAGGAUGACGCAGUGGCUCGAUCGGAAAUGGAAGAAAUUAAGAAGCUUCUAGAGGCGCUAACUGACAAGGCGAAUGUCCUUCAACGUACCCACAAGGCAGGGGAAAGCCGAUUGAAAGACCUAAACCAACAGCUGCACAUUGCUUCGGUGGAAAAGGAAAAACUUCAGCACGAUUGUCACGCAAUCGAGUGUGAAAUGCAUAAUGUUGCAUCGGACCAUGCUCAAUGCAUGCAACAAAUUAAGAAUACACUAAUGGAAAAGGAAAGCAAUAUUAAACAGCACGUCGAAGAGUUGAAACGUGAACAGCAAAGCUUGGCCAAACAAGCGAGCCUUUUUGAGCAACUGCAGUCCGAGAUUAACGCAAUGCGAAUCAAUAACGAACAACUGAAGCAAACUGUUGAAUGUGAACUGUCGAAGGAGGCGGAACAUUAUCGCGAGCAAAAUGCUUUUCUGGAGCAAUCAUUUGAUGAAAUGAAAAUGAAAAACGAAAAACUGAUCGAAGACAUGACAGAAACCAUUGCGGGUUUGGGCAAACAAAACCAAGAAGCCGAGAAACGUAUCAAUGUGCUGAAAAACACGCAGUACGAUUUGACGAUCAAAUUGGAAAAAUUGAAUGAUCAGAAUAGCAAGCUGAAAAAGGAGCUGGACAACUACAACCGCAACAGGGAUCGAGAAAUGGAGUUUGCAAGGCUUAAGGAAUCUAUUAAAGCGUCCAAGGCCAGUGCAAAAGAGUCUGUAGUAAAAAAGAUAAAUCCACUUUGGAGUACCCGUCCGAAGAGGCUUCUUUUCACCAAAGCGGCAAACAAUAACAAUAACCAAGCAAAUGCUUCCAUUAAUAUCAACAGCGAAAGUGAUCAAUCAUGUGCUUUCGAAACUUCUGCAUACUUUGAGGGUAAAUUGUAGUAGAAGAUUUGGUAAUUCACUGCAAUUCAUUACAUUCACUAAACAUUUUCAAAUAUGAUAACAUUUCUUUAACUAAUAUGGUGCACACAA